UCCCCAUGUUCACGCGCUGUUCUGGAUCGAGGGAGCUCCCCAAAUUUACAAAAACACAGAUGAAGAGGUUGCAGAGUUCAUUGACCAGUAUAUUACAUGUGAGCUACCCUAAGACGAUGACACGCUAUUGGACAUUGUGUCAUCAGUUCAGACACAUUCGAAGAAACAUUCAAAGUCGUGUAAGAAAAACUAAACGAAAUGUCGUUUUAAUUUUCCAAAACCAGUUUCUGCACGCACAUUCAUCUGCAAAAUCGAGGAAUGCCAUUGUGCACAGAAGGCAAAGGAGACAGGGGAGUCUUCUGAUUCAAAUGACAAGCCAUUGUGCACGUGUCGGGAGGAUUUAGAGAAGAAAAUGCUGAAGGAGCUAGCUCAGUCCAUUCUGACUAGAGUUAAAAAUGCCAUGGAGAGGGAUGAGCCUUUUGCUAGUGUAGAACAGUUGUUUGCCAGUGAGGGGAUUAAUCAGGCAAUCUUUGAGAUGGCUUAUAGGUGGUUGGAGAAAAAGAAUAGUGUGGUUUAUUGACGAGGGGUAAAUGAAACUUGGAUUAAUCAGUAUAACAAGAAUUUGCUUAAGUGCUGGAGUGCUAACAUGUCCAUUAGCUUUGUCACCGACGCCUACGCAGUCAUCACAUACAUCGUAUCGUAUAUUAUGAAAGCAGAGAGAGAAAUUGGCCUGUUAUUGAGCAAUGCCCAAAAAGAAGCAUCAAAACAAGAAAAUCUUUCCGCUAGAGAUGCUAUGAAAAAGCUCGGCAGUGUAUACUUACACAACAGAGAUUUCUGUGCUCAGGAGGCGGUGUAUAGGCUAACGAACAUGCAUUUGAAGGAGUGUUCCAGGAAGGUUGUGUUUGUUCCAACAGGGAACAACAUUGUGAAAAUGAGUUUGCCCAUCGGUGUUUUGUUGCAAAGGGCAUCCUCUCAUGGUAUUGGGUCAGAGGAUAUGUGGAUGACUAGCAUCAUAGAUAGAUACAGGAAUAGGCCCGACGGUGAUGUGUUUGACGACAUGUGCAUUUGUAUGUUUGUCUCGGAGUAUCGUGUUCUCACCAGGAAUGAAAAAUCUCCAAACCAAAUUCAAUUGAAAGGCGGUUUGGGAUUCAUCUUGAGGAGAACACGAUCUCAGUUUGCGGUUGUGCGGUACAUGCGUUUUGAUUUAGAAAAGCUGGAGGAAGCCCACUUUCAGAGUCUGUUGCAGUUGUUCCUUCCUUAUAGAACUGAUUCAGAGCUCAAGCCUGAAGGCUUUGCGCUCUUCAAACAGUUCUAUGAGGAAGGGGAGGUGACGUUGGCUGACGGCUCCGUGCGUUUGGUGCAGGACGUCGUCGAUUAGAAUAGGGCAAAGUUUGAAGUGGACUGUCCUCAUUUAGAGCGCACUCAGGAAAUUGUUGAGAAGUUAAAUGGCGUUGACGAAGAUGCGUGGGGGGAGCUUUGUCCUGAGCAGGAAGUCGAACGUUUGGAAUGUUUAGACGAUAGACCGCAGCAGCAGCAGGCGGAGAUACAGGAUGAGCAGUUGGUAGAAUCUGAAGAAAAUGUCCCCGAUUUGUUUGUUGGUGGUAGACAGGUAGCUCAGUUUGAGAAAAACACCACCAUUUUGUCUAGGACUGAGGGUUUAGCAUUGAUUCAUUCUCUGAAUGAUACGCAGAAGGCUGUUUUUGACAGGAUUAGGAAGUGGUGUUUGGAUAAGGUGAUGGGUAAAAACCCUGAGCCUUUGCAUGUGUUUGUGACAGGUGGCGCAGGGACGGGGAAAAGUCAUUUAAUCAGAGCUGUCCAAUAUGAGGCAGGGAGACUGCUGUCAACACUUUGUGAUUGACCAGAUACUAUUUCAGUUUUGUUAACUGCUCCCACAGGCGUAGCUGCAUAUAAUUUAAGUGCAGUAACAAUCCAUCACGCAUUGAGUAUUGGUAAACAGGUUAGCUUACCUUACAUCCCUUUGGGUGAAGAUAAGCUAAACUCUUUGAGAGCUCAAUUGAGUCAACUCCAAAUUCUAAUCAUCGACAAGAUCAGCAUGGUAGAUCACAAUCUGUUGGCUUAUGUGCAUUGCCGGUUGAGGCAGAUUAAGCAGUCAGGCGACUUUUCCCCUUUUGGUAAAGUUAGUGUGAUAGCUGUGGGGGACUUUUAUCAGUUGCCACCCGUUAAAGGGAGGCCUCUGUACACCAGUCAGGUGGGUGUGGACCUGUGGUGUAAUUUUAGUAAGGUGGAGCUGACAACAGUCGUUAGGCAGAAGGAUAGUGUUUUUGCUGAGUUGCUGAAUAGGUUGAGAGUGCAUUCGAAGAAAACCCCCUUAUUGAAUAGCGACGUUGUGAUUUUAAAGUCCCGUGAGACAGGGGAAGAGACCUCAGCUUUGCAUAUAUUUCCAACUAAUAUAAAAACCAGUGAGCAUAAUCUGAAACGGUUGUUUGCAACUUGUCCAGAUUAUACCACUAUUGAGGCUCAAGAUUUUAUGAAUAGCAAGAAAACGGGCAAAUUAGAGGAGACGGUAGGGCAUCACAGCAGAGCAUCGUACACGUGUUUACCCGAGAAAUUGUGUUUGGCUCGGAACGCACGUGUGAUGCUUUGCAGAAACAUUGAUGUUGUAGACGGUCUGGUCAAUGGAGCAUGUGGAACUGUUACUCAUAUUGAGUUUGGAGAGGACAAAAGCUUCCCUCUCACAGUUUAUGUUAAAUUUGAUGAUGAAAAAAUUGGCUCACAGAGGAGAAAGCAACGUUCACAUGCUGCAGUAGAAUGCCGUAAUUCUACUGCCAUUGAUCCUGUUCAGGAGUCAGCCACUGCACGGGGUGGUUUGCGUCGUCAGUUUCCUCUUAGGCUAGCGUGGGCGUGUACUGUCCAUAAAGUGCAGGGGUUGACUGUAGAUGAGGCCGUUGUUUCGUUUGAUAAGGUGUUUGCACCUGGGCAGGCGUAUGUAGCGCUUAGUCGUGUCAGGGCUUUGUCUGGACUCAUCAUCAGGGAUUUUAAAGAGAAAGCCAUUUACUGCAAGGACACCAUAAAGGAGGCCUUGGAUAGCAUGCCUCCAUUUCUGAUUGAGCAGCCACAGCCUUCAUUAAAUACACAUAGUUUCUCUGUGUAUUUAAUGAACGUUCAAAAUUUAAGUUGCCACCUGUCACAUUUGGUGUCUUGCACACAGCAUUUACAGCCUAACUGUAUUGCUGUGACAGAGACGUGGCUCAGUGCACAAUCCUCAACAGACAGUGUUCACAUUGACGGUUACAUUUUCCACAGUCGUCCUCGAGCCUUGUGUUACAGCAGUAGUAACCCCAAAUUGUCUGAGCUUAGGGACCUAGAACAUGGUGGAGUAGGCUUGUAUACAGCAGGUGAUUUGGACUGUGAGAUUCUGCAGGUGCCCGAUUUGAAUCUGGAGUGUUUGGUGUGCCUGUGUAGCAAAUUGAACAUCGUGAUGGCAGUAAUUUAUCGUCCACCAUGUUAUCCAAAUUCAUUAUUCAAACAGAAUCUGGGGAAGUUACUAGAUUGGUUGAAUCCAAUCAGUAACACAAUUGUUAUAAUGGGGGAUUUUAAUGAGGACAUUUUGAAAAGACCAUCAAUUUGUAAAUUUAUGGGCCAAAAAGGAUAUAUUCAGCAUGUAACGCAAGAGACAACAGAGAAGGGGACACUGAUUGACCAUGUUUAUGUCAAAACAACACGGUAUGAUGUGGAUUGUACAGUGAUGUCUGCGUACUUUAGUGAUCACGAAGCCAUCUGGUGUGGUUUUCGUGUUAAAGAUCAGGAUUUAUUAGAAGAUGUAGAUUUGCUGUUUGCAGAGGAGUUUGAAGAUUUAGAGGGUUUUUUCGAUGACGAGUCCGAUGUAGAGUAGAUUAGGUUUGAUGGUUGUUAUGGUUGAUGAUGUUUUUACAGUUUGAGUAGGCGUAAUUGAUAAUUUUAUUUACAGGUUGUAAGAGGAAACUGACUUUUAGCAUGUGUAUAUAUUUAUUUGUUGCAUUUUAAAUGUGUAAAUCUGUCCAGCUAGGUUGUGUGGUUUGUUUUUUGUGGUUUUAUUGUAUGCGUGUUGGGACAGUAUAUUUAUUGAUGGUCAUUUAUAUCAGGUAUUUAUGUAUAUUUAUUAUCUUGUUAAAUAGUGUGCAUUAUGCAAAGGACAUAGAUUUAGUCAUGGUGCAUAGAUAUGCUUGUAUUGAUAACCAUGUGUCACCACUUUAAGUAGUUGUGUUUUUGGGUUCUGCCAUAUGUGAACGGUUGGUCUGUGCUGUAACUGUUAAGUUUGUAUGUAUUCUUUGAAUGUGUUGUUUGUAUGUGUAUAUGUUUGUUUUUCUCAGGUUGAAGUUCAUUGUUAACGGUGCACUUUCUGAUUUAAGAUUGAUGUACUGUUCAUGAACUCAGAGCAAAUCUGUUGUGGCAUCAAAAGGUACACACACCUCUCGUUGUGUGUACCAGUGGUGUUGAACAGGACAAAAUUGCAUUACAAAAACAUGUAUCUCCUCCUGUGUGCCAGAACUAAUUAUGUUUUUUCUCUCUGAGGUUUGUUCCUGUAUAUAACGUCUCAACUCUGUGAUCCCCAAGUGUUUUUGAUAUGUAUUUUUUAUGGUAGUUAAAUUAAGUAGUACUCCCUGGUAAAAUGUCCAAAUAAAAGAGGAUACACAAGCAAAGGUGUUAGAAAAAUGGGCAAUGAUGACUGGGAGUACAGUUGGUGUCAGCUGCUGCCUUAUUGGUACAGACAGCUGCCUGUCAGCCAGCUGAGCCCAUAAAGAAAAUAAAUAAAUAAUUAAUUAAUUAGAAAUAAAUGCUUGUUAACUCUAAAGUGUUGUCUGUGAUAUGUUUAAAGUGAUUUUUUUUUACUUGAUAUUUUUUUCUGUGUAAUAUUUUAUAGCAGCAGUUAGCAGUAGUUUAGAUGAACCCUAUUCACAGUAAUUUGUGUUCAGAACAUUACAUGUUUACAGGGAAUGUUGGAAUUUUUAACCUUCCCUACUGCACAGAAAAGGCAUAAUUUAAUACAAAUUUACCAUUUGUAAAUGUAGUGUUUGGCCGCUUCUUAAACAAAAUGCAAAAUUCUAAAAGAUGUUUUUUCAGUUUUGUUAUUUUUGUUAAAUUAAUGCAACUACAUAUAUGGAAAAUGAUGAUAGAUAUGACUUGAUUCUGAAUAAA
This is a messenger RNA of Sphaeramia orbicularis (orbiculate cardinalfish), 5076 nucleotides long. RefSeq lists its product as uncharacterized. NCBI's taxonomy places the organism in Eukaryota, Metazoa, Chordata, Actinopteri, Kurtiformes, Apogonidae. The record is from RefSeq and is a predicted model, not a curated record. The coding region runs from base 1994 to 3793 and encodes 599 amino acids. The transcript is spliced from 2 exons. Gene Ontology annotation, biological process: DNA repair; telomere maintenance. Gene Ontology annotation, molecular function: DNA helicase activity.